CAGAGGCGCAGAGGCUCGGGUGUUUUUUGUGCCAAUUGCCUGACCACAAAGACCUCUCUCUGGCGAAAGAAUGCAAAUGGCGGAUACGUAUGCAACGCGUGUGGCCUCUACCAGAAGCUUCACUCGACUCCCAGGCCUUUAAACAUCAUUAAACAAAACAACGGUGAGCAGAUUAUUAGGAGAAGAACAAGAAAGCGCCUUAACCCAGAGGCACUGCAGGCUGAGCAGCUCAACAAACAGCAGAGGGGUAGCAGUGAGGAGCAGGUCAAUGGAAGCCCAUUAGAGAGGAGGUCGGAAGAUCAUUUAACUGAAAGUCACCAGAGAGAAAUUCCACUCCCGAGCCUAAGUAAAUACGAAGCCCAGGGUUCAUUGACUAAAAGCCAUUCUGCUCAGCAGCCAGUCCUGGUCAGCCAAACUCUGGAUAUUCACAAAAGGAUGCAACCUUUGCACAUUCAGAUAAAAAGUCCUCAGGAAAGUACUGGAGAUCCAGGAAAUAGUUCAUCCGUAUCUGAAGGGAAAGGAAGUUCUGAGAGAGGCAGUCCCAUAGAAAAGUACAUGAGACCCACCAAACACCCAAAUUAUUCACCCCCAGGCAGCCCCAUCGAAAAGUACCAGUACCCACUUUUUGGACUUCCCUUUGUACAUAAUGACUUCCAGAGUGAAGCUGAUUGGCUGCGGUUCUGGAGUAAAUAUAAGCUCUCUGUUCCUGGGAAUCCGCACUACUUGAGUCAUGUGCCUGGCCUACCAAAUCCUUGCCAAAACUAUGUGCCUUAUCCCACCUUCAAUCUGCCUCCUCAUUUUUCAGCUGUUGGAUCAGACAAUGACAUUCCUCUAGAUUUGGCGAUCAAGCAUUCCAGACCUGGGCCAACUGCAAAUGGUGCCUCCAAGGAGAAAACCAAGGCACCACCAAAUGUAAAAAAUGAAGGUCCCUUGAAUGUAGUAAAAACAGAGAAAGUUGAUAGAAGUACUCAAGAUGAACUUUCAACAAAAUGUGUGCACUGUGGCAUUGUCUUUCUGGAUGAAGUGAUGUAUGCUUUGCAUAUGAGUUGCCACGGUGACAGUGGACCUUUCCAGUGCAGCAUAUGCCAGCAUCUUUGCACGGACAAAUAUGACUUCACAACACAUAUCCAGAGGGGCCUGCAUAGGAACAAUGCACAAGCGGAAAAAAAUGGAAAACCUAAAGAGUAAAACCUUAGCACUUAGCACAAUUAAAUAGAAAUAGGUUUUCUUGAUGGGAAUUCAAUAGCUUGUAAUGUCUUAUGAAGACCUAUUAAAAAAAAUACUUCAUAGAGCCUGCCUUAUCCAACAUGAAAUUCCCUUCUUUUAUUAUUCUUUCUUUUGAUGAGUAGGUUACCAAGAUUAAUAAGUGAGACAAAUGGUCAAUGAGAAAGAAUGGAAGAUGGUAAACAAUCAUUUUUUAAAACCUAGUAAGUCAAAACCUUCUUGGCUAAUGUGUCCUGGGGAAACGAUCCAUAAGAAAUACCACCAGACUAUAAUUACUGUCUUUGUAAAGAAAGAGAUAAAAACUGUCUAGAAUUUGAAAGGGUUUACAUAUUAUACUUAACAGUAUUGGGCUGGCCAUUGGCCCAUUUGUUGAAAAACCUAUAAAUUGUUGCCUAAAUUUUGAAGGAUCAUGAAAUCCUAAGCAGACGAGGAGAAAGGGAAUCUCCAGGACAAUAGAAGGAAAAUGGUGCCCUCUCCAAUCGGUCUCCUCUCGUUGACCAUGUUUCAGAUUUCAACCUAGAAAUGUGAGCUGUGGUUAAGCUUGGUGAGAGAGCAGCAAGAAACAUGACAGAUGGUGGCACAAUGUUUUUGGCCAGCCCUGCCUGUACAUACACAUGCACACCCUCUCUGAUAUUUUUGUCCUUUAGAUGUUCAAAUACUCAAUAGUCCUUUUGUUUGCAGUUUAGGUUCAUUUUGCCCAAAUAUAAAUAUCCAUUUAAAAAAAAAAACAAUGUCCUCGAUGCUUUCGUAGUAAUUUUAUUUUAGCCAGCUAUUUCUUUCUUGUAUGUGAUGAACCAGUUUGGAUUUGUUUUUUAAGCCUCCUGUUGGUCACUAAUCUCACUUGGUACAUUAUGAUUAAAGGAAUCCCCUCCGUUUAAAAAACUAGAUGGAUACAAAUGUCAAAUCAUGGGUUUAAUUUGUUUAGAACACAUAUUUCUCCACAAGGUAACCUGCUGUAUUUAUUUAUUUUCUUUUGGUUAAAUAUAAUUUCCAAACUUUGUGGUCAGGCAGCGUCUAAGGUUACGUUACCACAGACUGACAGUUGGUAUAUGUACCAGUCAAUCCCUUCAUUAGAUUUAUACAGGUUUAGUUAAGUAGCAUUAAAUAGGAUUCUUAGAAGAUUGUCUUCAUAGUACUUUUAAUACUUAAGGCUUUGUAAAAAACUAUCCAUGAAGGGAAAGCUCCUCAGCAUAACUGCUCAGGGAAAUAGGGCUAAAUAACUGAACAUUAAAUAAUUGGUUAAAGGUGCUGUUAGUCGAGCCUCAAUGCUUGCUACAAGGAUGUAUGUACAAGGACUGACUUUAAUAAUUUGCAUUAUAUUGUCCCAACCAGUAGUUUAUUUUUUGCCACGGAGAUGUAGAAGAUAUUACAAGCUACUGGAUGCACUGUCAGAUUAACUUAUUUCAUUAAAGAAGUUGGGAGAACAAAUAGGAAAAAAAAAACUUAUUUUUCUAGUAAAUAUUAAUGUAUUACAUUUCAAAUAAUGGUGCCUGACAUAUUGAAUAAUUAUUUUCUACAGUGUACGUAUGCAACAAAGAUAUUCCAUCAUGCAUUGGAGUCAGUUCUGGCUCUGCCUAGCUGUUUACAUUUGCAAAUGUAGCAAACAAGGUAAUGAAGCAACUAUUUCUAUUGCAGUAGAUAUCUUUGUGUGUGUGUGCGUGUGUGCGUGUGUGUGUGUGUGUGCAUUCAAGUUGUAAACGGUAACAUGAAACAAAUGAAAGUUCUUGAUAUAAUGGUAUGGAAAACAAGAAGGAAAUGAAAAUAUUUUUAUGCCUACUUAGGAAAAAAGGGUAGCACUAUUCAUUCCAAGUACUUUUUUUUUUAUUUUUAAGCUUUUUAAGCUCUUAACUCACAUUGUUAUGCUUAAGAUGAUAAACAUAUAUCCUCUUUUUAUUGCUUUGUCUAUGUUUCAGAGGAAGCAUUUCAGAAAUUAUUUUGAUAAGUGUUGCUGGAAUCUGCAGCACUGAUGUUUUUAUCGCAUUCUGUAGUCGCAUUCGCACUCCAUUUUUACAUUCAUUUGCGGUUGCUUUGCAUUGUUUUGUUUUCUUCGGGUUUUGUUUCUUAAAGUUGGAUGGCAGGUAGAGUUCCACCAGUUCGUGACUGUUGUAGUGAAUGACGUUAAAAGUGUCUCCGAUGUUGUGUUGUCAUUUCCAUUCUUGCAUUUUCGUUUUCACUUAAAAAAAAAAAAAGAAAAAGAAAAAGCGAGAGAAAGAAAUCAGGACUAAGUCCUCUGCUUCAGUUUCACUGUUAAAAAAGGGCCCUAUUCUGAUCUCACCUGUCGCGUAGCUCUAAUAUUCACAUAAACUGAAAUAAAGAGGUGGAAUGAGGAAUGCUGACAUUCAAAUUAUGUGAUUUAAUUUAUGCUUCUUAGGAAUUUUGAUGGAUGCAUCUCAAAAUAUAUAGGCAGACCUGAAAGGUGAUGAUUAAAGAUCUAAAAAAGAGAGGAGAUUUCCCAAACAACAAUAUUUAAUUUUCUUAGUAAAAAGAAUAAUAAAAUGCACAGUGGCAAUCCUCAAGCUAAAUAAUAUGUGGAAUGCUCAAAUCAGCAAAAUACCAGAAACCUGGUUAACUUGGGCAAUAUUACAGGUAUUACUUUGUGGACAAAACUAUUUCUUAAGCAAUUUCUUCAGUGUUUCAGACACAGGUUAUUCAUUUUUUGGCAUGUAUGCCUUUUUUUUAAUUUAAUUUUUUUUCUCAGACAGACGUAGUAAUGACUAGCAUUGGAAAAUACAUAUCACUAUUCUUGGAAUAUUUAUGGUCAGUCUACUUUUGGUAGAAUAUUCUUAGAUAGCAUUGACAUGAUAGAUCUUAUUCCAUACUCCUUUAUUAUUGAUUACUUUAUUUUCAUUUUUGUUUUCAUUAUUAUACAUAUUUUGAAGGAGAAGAUGUUGGGCUUUUUAAAAAGAUGAAAAUUUAUCAUAACACUAAAAUACUUAUUUUUUGACUUAUUAAAAGCCUUUGUUCCAUCUCUCAAAAAACAUUAUAACAAAAGGGCUUUUUUUUUUUUUCUUUUAAGAUUUCUAAAUCAUUUUAUCUUAAAUUGUGAUUUUUAAAUGAGCUAUUUAGGUACUUAACCUUUUUUUUUUAAGACUUUCGUGAUGAUUUAGGAAUUUUCCCUCUUGGAAAAGGCUUCCCCUGUGAUGAAAAGUAUAUGCCGGCCAAAAUUGUAUGCCAUUAAAACCUGUAGGUCUUUUUAGAUGACUUGUCAAUAUUCUAAAUUGAGCUUUGUCUCAGACUUUAGGCCAGGACCAGCUCAUGCAUUCUCACUGCCCCUGCCCCUUUUCCAACGCUUUCUCUCAUCAUAACUCCCCUAUAUCCGUACUGUUGUUUGGGAUAGAAACACCAUCUAGAGCCAGCCCACCUCUCGGAAUGUUAUGGAUUGAGAGAGACACUACACGACUCUAAGUAGAUGAGAAAAAGAUGGAGCUCUCCACGUUAAUACAUUAGUUCAACAGGAAAAGAGUGUGCCCAAUUCUCUCUACAUGACAUAUUGAGAUGUUCUUUAAAAAAAUCAACUUUUAAGAUAGUGAUGUUCUGUUCUAAACUGUUCUCUUUUAGUAAAGGUAGAUUUUAGCAAACAAGCAUGGGGAUUCUUUUCAAAGGUAAUAUAAAUGAGAAGAAAAAAGUGAUUAUCUUUAACAGCUCUUCGUUGAAGCCUGUGGUAGCACAUAACGUUUAUGAUUGCACAUGUGCACAUGAUCUAUUAUGAUCCAAUGCAAAUACAGCUCCAAAAAUAUUAAAUGUAUAUAUAUAUUUUUAAAUUCCUGAGGAAAUGCAUUUUUUCUUAAUAAAUUGAAAGAGCAUCAAUACUGCUAUUAAAAUAAUUAUUAGCCUCCUUCUGAGUGGCUACGAAACAUCACAAAGUGACCUGUCUUGAGGCCUGUGAACUGCCUGCCUAUUUAGUCCAUGAACAUGAACACAUUUCUAGAAGGGGAGUGUCUGCCAUUGAGCAGUGAAAAGUUGGGAGUCAAGAAGCUGGUGUUCUGUUUCUGUGCUAUAUGCCAGCCUUCUGCCUAAAGUUUAGAUGAGCUCACAGCUACCUAUCUUUGGGUUGAGGGUCAUGGCAGAAAAACUCAAGGCAUCUUUGGUGAGCAAGGAGGUGAAAGCUUGCUGAUGUCCUAGACACAGGAGAAAACUGAGCAAUUGAAAUGCAACCUGAACAUGAAACUAUGCUAGCCAAAAGUAAGUGCUGUUGGGUGGAAUUCUCUCAGCAGGCAACUGUAAAUGAGAAGAGAAUAGAAAGACACUUGUCCAGACUUUGGAGGGCAGUGUUAUUUUCCCAAAGAAAGACUUGGCCAAGGGGAGAGGCAUAGCUUCGCCGAGCACUUCCUUUUGGUUUUCCAUUGCUGUUUCAUAGACAGCAGGCUCACAUGUUCCUGAUAGUAGUACAGUUGUUUAGAAAGCAUCCCCGGUCACUUGCAGUAAUUAGAACCUCUGGAAGAUGCUAAGGCAGAGUGUAUCAAGUCAAGGAUGAAGAAAAUGUGAAAUUCAACAGUAAUCCACACAUAGAAACUGGAUAACGUAUGCUCAUGUGUUGUUCUCCUGAAAGGAAAGGUAGAGCUGUAAGCCUCACUCUGUCCUCCACCAGAGAAAAGCAAAAGUAAAUUCAUGAUAGAAAUAAUGUUUAGCCUUCCCCAGAGAAAAUGAUCCUUUAAGACCCAUAAGUCCCAAAACUGGAUCCUGGUUUUACUCUUGGUUGUUUUUUCAAUAUAUGAACUGCAGCAAAUCACUUUUUCUUUUUUGUGCCUCAGGUUCCUCAGCUGUAAAAUGGAAAAAUAUGUUAAUAAUAAUAAUAAUAUUAAUAAUAAUAAUAAUAAUGGUAAUGUAGUACUUGUUUGUAAAGCACUUUGAGAUCCUUGGUUGAAAGGCACCGUGGGAGUGCCAAAUAUUAUUAUAUGUGGCCAAGGGGGUUAAACUCUCAGUUCCCAAUGGCCAGGAAAGGUUGGGGUCAAUUUUGUUUAAGAUGAGCUGUAAAUAUAGUAACUAGACAGCCUACAGUGUUGACUAUGAAGAGGCAAAACUUAAGGCUGAUAAAAACCAUAGUUUCUUAUUGGCUACCAACAAGGCAAAUAUCAGAGUAACAAAUGCCAAAUUCCUUCAGGUGAACUCUUUGACAACAUGGGUAAUUUGGGGGGAGGGAUUGGGGUGGGAAACAUCUCAAAAUGCCAAUGUAAAAUUAAUUUACAGCAAUAUUCACCAGCAGAAAAUGUCUUUCAUAUGGAAUGAUUUCAUGUUGCUAAGAAAAAGAAUUCAAUUUGUAGUCCUGAUUUGAAUAGUAGAAUGUUGGCUAUAAUAGUUCUGUUCUUACAACACAUGGAAUUUUUUGUUGUUGUUUUAUUUUAUUUUGUUUUCAUAGUGCAUGUUCAUUUCUACUCACAAACAUGUUUUUGGUGUAUUUCUUAUGCAAACAAUCUUCAGGCAGCAAAGAUGUCUGUUACAUCUAAACUUGAAUAAUAAAGUUUUACCACCAGUUAUACA
Messenger RNA from Galeopterus variegatus (Sunda flying lemur), 6702 nucleotides. Its product is annotated as zinc finger transcription factor Trps1-like. The transcript has 2 exons. Gene Ontology annotation, biological process: regulation of transcription by RNA polymerase II. Bases 436 to 1188 code for a protein of 250 amino acids. The record is from RefSeq and is a predicted model, not a curated record. Gene Ontology annotation, cellular component: nucleus. NCBI's taxonomy places the organism in Eukaryota, Metazoa, Chordata, Mammalia, Dermoptera, Cynocephalidae. Gene Ontology annotation, molecular function: DNA-binding transcription factor activity; RNA polymerase II transcription regulatory region sequence-specific DNA binding.